Apaloderma vittatum (bar-tailed trogon) is the source of this 854-nucleotide messenger RNA. Its product is annotated as centrosome and spindle pole-associated protein 1-like. The transcript is spliced from 6 exons. The annotation marks the transcript as partial. Gene Ontology annotation, biological process: positive regulation of cytokinesis. Gene Ontology annotation, cellular component: centrosome; spindle pole; microtubule. The record is from RefSeq and is a predicted model, not a curated record. NCBI's taxonomy places the organism in Eukaryota, Metazoa, Chordata, Aves, Trogoniformes, Trogonidae.
AUUCUGAAACACGUAUGGGCUUAAGGCACAUGUAUCCUGAUCCUCCAAAAGAUGACCAGACUCUAGAGAUUCAACAGCAGGCGCUGUUGAGGGAGCAGCAGAAGAAACUUGACAGAAUGAGAAUGAGGAGAGAAAUAGAAGCCGUAUUUGUGUUGCCUGGUAAUGGACCCAGAGGUGAGCAAGAUGACCAAGAGGUGGAGGGUGACAGUUACUUGCAGGGUGUUUUGUUUGGUGCCCUGGUGAGAGUUAAAGGUGAUUCCUCUCCCACCGGUGUUCAAGCAACAUGUGCAGUACAGCUUGUGGGUAACUUCAGGAAUGAAUCUCAUGAAUUUCUGAAAAACUCACUGUUGGAAUCGGAUAGCGCUUUUAUUGGUGCUAAUGGGGAAACGUUUCCUGCCUUAGAAGAAGUUAAUAUAUCACCACAGCAUCCACCUUCUGCACGGGAGAGGAGACGAAUAAAGCAGAAAGCUCUGGAGUGCGCUGAGGAUGUUCCACUGGUGCAGACACCGGUGCUGCAGCCUGAUGGCUUUUCUUUGCACUCGAACUUCAGUCUCGAUGUCGAUCAGUUGAAAGGCAAGAACGAGGAACGAUUGCACAGACUGACUGAGCUCCAGCAGAAAUCUGCCUACUUAGGCGAUUCCCUGUCGUCAGGAGAAGCAGACACCCCGUUGAAGCAGGCGCAGGCGGACGUGCGGCCCGGCUCCACUGACACAGUUGCGACAGAGCCCUGGCUGCGACCGGGAACCUCAGAGCCGCUCCAGAGGUUCAUGGCUGAGCGGUCCAGCUCGGCAAAGCUUUCGCCUGAAACCGCGCUCCCCCUGAGCUGGCAAGGCCUGUCCACAGCGCACGGUUGA